Molecule: messenger RNA, 596 nt
Organism: Papaver somniferum (opium poppy)
Lineage: Eukaryota; Viridiplantae; Streptophyta; Magnoliopsida; Ranunculales; Papaveraceae
Product: polygalacturonase inhibitor-like
Exons: 1
Molecular function (GO): protein binding
Source: RefSeq, a predicted model, not a curated record
GCACUUCAAAAAUAUCACUGGUUCAAUCCCACAAUCCAUCACAAAGUUAAAGCAUCUGGUAUUGCUGGAUCUCAGUGAUUUGAGUCUGUCAGGGCCGGUUCCCAACUUCCUUAACCAACUCACUCUUCUCGACAGACUCGUUCUCUCAGACAAUCAAUUCUCUGGUUCCGUUCCACCCAAUCUCUCAGACCUUAAAGAUAUUAGAAACAUUUAUCUCGACGGGAACAAACUCACCGGUUCAAUCCCGGAGUCUUAUGGGAAAUUCACUGGUACUGCACCUGCGCUUUACUUGGCUCGCAAUAAACUCACUGGUCCGAUUCCAAAAUCUUUUGGAGCUUUGGCAUAUCCCUAUAUUGACUUGUCAAGGAACAAACUUACAGGGGAUGCAUCCAUGCUUAUUAAACCCAACCAUGAUUUCACAACAUUCAUCGACCUGUCGAGGAACCAGUUUGAGUUUGAUCUAUCAAAGGUAAAGUUUCCAAAGAACUUAAAUUGGUUUGAUAUAUCACAUAACAAAAUAUUUGGUGCAAUCCCUGAUGAGAUUAAGAAUUUGGAAAGUUUGAAUCAGUUGAAGCUAGGUUACAACAGGUUAUGUG